Culex quinquefasciatus (southern house mosquito) is the source of this 849-nucleotide messenger RNA. RefSeq names its product astacin. The coding region runs from base 1 to 849 and encodes 282 amino acids. The record is from RefSeq and is a predicted model, not a curated record. The transcript is spliced from 3 exons. NCBI's taxonomy places the organism in Eukaryota, Metazoa, Arthropoda, Insecta, Diptera, Culicidae. Gene Ontology annotation, molecular function: zinc ion binding; metalloendopeptidase activity. Gene Ontology annotation, biological process: proteolysis.
AUGGUAGCUUUCGUCAAAUUUUUGCCCAUUUUGGUGCAAAUUUACGCCGUUUACGGUGACUAUUACACCCCGAGCGAGGAAGUUGGUGAAGAUCUUAAGCGCUAUGACCCCAGCACCGAUUCGCGGUAUCCGUUCGAGCUGGGAUUGGGCCGAUACUACCAGGGUGACAUCAUGCUGGUUCCACCGGAAGGACGGAACAAGGACGGUCGCGUUUCGGUUCCGGACUCGCUGACCUCGUACAUCUGGCCGAACGGGACGGUUCCGUACGAAAUCGCGGGAAAUUUCAGUGAGUGUUUAAGGUCGAUUCACACUUGUUCGGAGCGGGAUCCGUCUCCGGAUAGGUGUGAAUCGACCUUAACAAAAUCAAAUUUAGCCCCCAGUGAGCUCCGGACGAUCCAGAACGCGAUGCGGAUGUUCCGGCGGUACACGUGCGUGCGGUUCAUUCCCAAAACGGCCAGCGAUCCGCUGUUUGUGUCGAUCGUGAACAACAACACCGGCUGCUACUCGUACAUUGGCCGGCAGCAGAACAACAUGUACAACUUGAUCAACCUGCAGACGCCGCAGUGUCUGAUGGCCGUCGGAACGCCGGUCCACGAGAUGAUGCACGCGCUCGGGUUCUACCACGAGUUUGUGCGGCCCGAUCGGGACGACUGGAUCACGAUCAACCGGAGUGCGCUGUUGCCGGAGUUGCAGACGGAUGAGAUUUACGAUAAUAAUUUUGGCAAACUUCGUCCGGAAGAUGGACAAACGUACAACAUAACGUACAAUUAUGGCAGUGUGAUGCACUAUUCGCGGUAUGCCGGGGCUGCCAGUCGCGAGUAUCCGGUUUUGAUCAAUAAGACCAAGUAG